AUGGGGGGCGCACGGGCCUGGGCGACCAAGGCGACGGCCCGUGGAACCGACGCAGAAGAAAAUGCUCGCCAGCAGGCCCCUGUCGUCUCAGAGGCCCUUGGCAAGGUCGGCGACAUCCUUCGGCAGCUCGCGGAGAUCCCUGCGAAGCUGAGCUUGGCCAACAGCGCCGAGCUGCGCGACGCGUGCGGAGUCAUCUACACCAUUUGUCUCAUCAUGUCCGAUCAGCCUUCGACGCAGGCAGUCGAGUGCCGCAAAGAGAUCGAGACCUACUGGGCGGAGACGCUCGUGCUCAUGCCGCUCGAGCGCAUCGGAGAACGCGCCCGCCACUGCCGCGUCGAAUCGAAGGCGGAGCGGACGCGCCUCGCGUCUGUCGUGGGCGGAGAGUUCACGUCGCUGGAGAAGAAUCCGAUUCGGUACCUCGUGAGCGCCGGCGGCGAGCGCAGGCUGGGCCCAGAUCCCCGCGGCGCGCUGGAGCGCGAGGCGCCCCGGCUGCUGGAGAGGCCCGGCGAGGGCAAGGCAGAGAAGAAGCAGGAGGAUGAGUAG
Messenger RNA from Prorocentrum cordatum, 543 nucleotides. The record is from the annotation of a GenBank genome assembly. NCBI's taxonomy places the organism in Eukaryota, Dinophyceae, Prorocentrales, Prorocentraceae.